AUGACCUCCAUCAACAACUAUUUCCUCCGUGGCCUAUUCAACGAAGAUUCACCCACAACAAUGAGCCAAAAUAUUCAACAGACAAACUUCAAGGCCUUGCUCCCAUCCAUAAUUAAAGGUCAUCUUGAUUAUACUAAGGAGUAUAAUAUUCCCAAAGACAUUAUGGAUAGACUAGAAGAGUGCCUUACCUACAACGUCAGUGGUGGAAAACUUAACCGUGGCCUUUCCGUACCCGACACUGGUCGAUAUCUAAUCGGUCGACUGUUAAAUGAAGAUGAAUUUAGAGCUCUAGCCACUCUAGGUUGGUUAACAGAGCUGCUUCAAGCAUUUUUGUUAGUUCAUGAUGAUAUCAUGGACAAGUCCCUCACCCGGCGCGGCCAAGCAUGCUGGUACCGUCGCUCAGAUAUAGGCUUGGCAGCUGUCAAUGAUGCUGUGAUACUUGAAUCUUUGAUAUACGUGACUUUAAAGUCUGAAUUCAGGGAGCAUCCAUCGUAUAUCCAGCUAAUGGAGCUUUUCCAUGAGGCCGCACUUCAAACCGAACUAGGACAAUUAUGCGACAUGAUGACUGCUCUUGAUGAUAAUGUGGACUUGAGUCGUUUUUCAAUCGAGAGAUAUAGCUUGAUUGUGAGACAUAAGACCUCUUACUAUAGCUUUUAUCUACCGGUUACCCUAGCUUUACACUGGCUGGAACUUGCUACACCACGGAAUUUGGAUCAAGUUUAUAAGAUCAUGAUGCCGAUGGGAGAAUAUUUCCAGGCUCAAGAUGACUAUCUUGAUGUGUUUGGUGACUCUACAGUGACUGGAAAAGUCGGCACUGAUAUCCAGGAUAACAAAUGUUCCUGGGUUAUCAAUGAAGCAUUGAUACGGUGCACACCAUGCCAGCGCCGGAUUCUUGACGAGUCUUACGGUCGGAAGGGUAAAAUAUACGAAGACCGGGUUUACACAGUGUUUUGUGAGCUUGGUAUGAAGAAGAUUUAUCAGGAGUUUGAAGAGCAGCGUAUCCAAGAGCUAAGGCAAAUGAUUAGCUUGAUCGAUGAGUCAGAGGGGCUUCGAAAGGAUGUUUUUACUACAUUUCUCUCAAAGAUUUCUAAUCGUUCAAGUUAA
This is a messenger RNA of Penicillium macrosclerotiorum, 1104 nucleotides long. RefSeq names its product FPP/GGPP synthase family protein. The record is from RefSeq and is a predicted model, not a curated record. Gene Ontology annotation, biological process: trans, trans-farnesyl diphosphate biosynthetic process. Gene Ontology annotation, molecular function: (2E,6E)-farnesyl diphosphate synthase activity; dimethylallyltranstransferase activity. The transcript has 2 exons. Gene Ontology annotation, cellular component: cytoplasm. NCBI's taxonomy places the organism in Eukaryota, Fungi, Ascomycota, Eurotiomycetes, Eurotiales, Aspergillaceae. The coding region runs from base 1 to 1104 and encodes 367 amino acids.